This is a messenger RNA of Mercurialis annua (annual mercury), 1566 nucleotides long. RefSeq lists its product as uncharacterized. Lineage: Eukaryota; Viridiplantae; Streptophyta; Magnoliopsida; Malpighiales; Euphorbiaceae. The record is from RefSeq and is a predicted model, not a curated record. The coding region runs from base 185 to 1309 and encodes 374 amino acids. The transcript is spliced from 3 exons.
UUUCCAUUUUUCAUUUUCCCAAAAGCUCCAUUUAAUUAAUUUAUCUCCAUUCAAAACGAAAAAAAAAUCACAUUAGAGGGAAAGAGGAAGAAGGAUUUGAUUAAUCCUUUAAUUUCCUCUUUCCUCAUUUUAAUUUCUCCAUUUUUUAAUUCUUUUUCUUGAUUAUAAAAUUUUAUAAUUUCCUAUGAGGAAACUGUGUCCAAAUUUUGACCGGGAAGAUGCGCUCGAUACGGUGUUGGAAGUUCCGAUACCGGAGGAGAUGUUUACGAAUAUGGGUCACAGCGGUGCUUCACGAUGGGCUAAUAUGCGGGCAUUAAUGAAAGCUCAAUCGGCUGAUAAAUCGUCUCAUUUACAAGCUAAAUCUAAUAACGAAUUUAUGGCAUUGCUCAAGCUUGUUGGCUCUCCUCUUGUUCCCUUUCAAGUUCAUCCUGAUCAGUCUGUUGCGUCUCGCCCUAUGAUCAAAGAUUGUUCCAUCGAGGCUUCGACGGCUCAAUAUAUAGUAAACCAAUAUGUAGCAGCGACAGGUGGGCCAAUGGCGUUAAAUGGGGUGAGCAGCAUGUACGCAGUGGGUCAGGUUAAAAUGGUCGGGUCAGAAAUGCACGAAGGCAAUGGCAACGUCCAGACCAGAGGGAAUUCUGAAGUUGGUGGGUUUGUGGUUUGGCAGAAAAACCCAGACCUUUGGUACCUUGAAUUAGUUGUUUCUGGUUACAAAGUUAGUGCAGGCAGUGACGGUAAGGUUGCUUGGAAUCAAUCUUCUUCUCAACCCUCUCAUGCCAAUAGAGGACCGCCCCGACCCCUGAGACGAUUCUUUCAGGGAUUGGACCCUAGGUGUACGGCCAAUUUGUUCGUGGAUGCAAUUUGCAUAGGAGAAAAGAACGUCGACACAGAAGAAUGUUUCGUGCUCAAGUUAGAGUCAGACGCCGUCACCUUGAAAACACAAUGUUCACCCAACACAGAAAUUCUUCACCAUACAAUAUGGGGAUAUUUCAGCCAAAGGACAGGAUUACUUGUGAAAUUUGAAGAUACAAAACUUGUGAAAAUGAAACCUAUAAAAGGAAACGACAGCGUGUUUUGGGAAACAAGUAUGGAGUCAGUAAUUGGGGAAUACAAAUAUAUAGAAGGCAUUAAUAUAGCACACAGUGGAAAAACAAUUGCAACAUUAUAUAGGUAUGGAGGGGCAAAUAAUCAUAAGAGGAAGAUUGAAGAAAAUUGGAGAAUUGAAGAAGUUGAUUUUAAUAUUUGUGGAUUGUCAAGAGAUUGGUUUUUGCCUCCUGCUGAUCUAAAGAAAGAUCAAGAAGGUGUAGAGUAAUGACAAUGCUAAUUAUAUUUAUGCAUUUUUUGCUUAUAAUUUAGUUUUUAUUGGUAGGGAAGAAUUGAAACUUGAGGCGAUUUGAUUGUAUAUAUAUAGGUGAAGGUAAACUUGAAUUUUGCUUUGUUCAAUCUACAAUAUAUUUUUUUGGUUAUUAGAAAUGUCUUUACAAGCCUUUCAAAAAAUGUAGUUUACAAAAGCAAGAACUUUCUAACUCGUAUUUUAUAUGUUUAUGUGAAAAUGAAGAUUUAAACCAA